AUGCUUUCCCGCCAGGCGAUCCCGGUCACGGUCUUGGAGGCCGCGGAGCAGCUGGACACCCGGCCACGCGCAACACACUACGGAAGCCCAGCUGUCUACGAGCUCCGUCGCGCAGGAGUCUUGCCCGACGUUCUGGCGGAGGGUUUCACCCCCGGAGUGAUCUGCUGGCGAAAACUGUACGGCACCUACUUGGCCGGAAUCGACAACCGGAUCAUGGCCAACGACCCGGACCAAGUCGCCUGUCUUCCCCUGGGCCGCCUCGGCCAGAUCCUCUUGGACCAUCUUGCACGACAGCCCAGCGCAGAGAUCAAAUGGAAUCAUCGUGUUACCGGGCUGGGUCAGGACCCUGACCAGGCAUGGGUAACGGUUGCCACCCCAACCGGCGAGGUCACGAUGCAAGCCACAUAUAUCGUGGGAUGUGAUGGGGCAAACUCGCAGAUCCGCCGGUCCCUAUUUGGGGACGGGGUCUUUCCUGGAAAGACGUGGGACGAGCAGAUUGUCGCCACGAAUGUCUACUAUGAUUUCCACCAGUUCGGGUACGAGGAUGCCAACUUUAUAAUCCAUCCCGAGCACUGGUACAUGGCGUCGCGGAUCACAAAGGAUGGCUUGUGGCGAGUCUCCUAUGGGGAGAAAGGGGGACUGACGCAUGAGCAGCUGGCAGAGCGCCAACCGAAGAAAUUCCAAGCCAUGCUUCCCGGGCACCCAACCCCCGACCAGUACAGACUCGUGAACUUUAGCCCUUAUCGGGUUCAUCAGCGUCUAGCAGAGAAGAUGCGAGUUGGCCGGUUCCUCCUGGCUGCGGACGCCGCUCAUCUAUGCAACCCCUUUGGAGGGCUCGGCCUCACAGGCGGCAUCGCUGAUGUUGGCGGGCUCUAUGACUGCUUGUAUGGCCUAUACACCGGCCGGGCGACGCCGGAUAUCCUUGAUAUGUACGACCGAGUGCGACGCAAAAAGUACCUGGAGGUCAUUGACAAGCUCUCCAGCGACAAUCUGCGGCGCAUGUUCGAAACUGAUCCAGAUACCGUGAUUGAAUCGGGAAGUGAUGAGCUUUUCAACCUGUGUCUGAAGGCCGAGAAAGAUGUUGAGCUGGCCAAGCAGCUGGUGACAGGAAUCAAUGUGAUCAAAUACGACUUCACCCAGCAUUAUUCAGAGGCGGGGAAGAUUUGA
Aspergillus fumigatus Af293 is the source of this 1167-nucleotide messenger RNA. RefSeq names its product putative monooxygenase. Gene Ontology annotation, cellular component: mitochondrion. The record is from RefSeq and is a predicted model, not a curated record. The transcript is spliced from 2 exons. Bases 1 to 1167 code for a protein of 388 amino acids. Gene Ontology annotation, molecular function: oxidoreductase activity; FAD binding. NCBI's taxonomy places the organism in Eukaryota, Fungi, Ascomycota, Eurotiomycetes, Eurotiales, Aspergillaceae. Gene Ontology annotation, biological process: ubiquinone biosynthetic process.